AUGACUAUGCCUUCUUCAUACAGAAAAACUUUACACCACGUUCAAGACCUAGCAAUAGCUCGGGUUAGCAGAAUACUAAGACUAUUGCUUCAAUGGAGAGGUGGCAUAUGGAAGUCUGUUUAUUUUGACUUGAUUUUAUGGUUUGUUGGCUACACUAUUAUAGCUGUGAUCUAUCGAACCGCAUUAUCGUCACAGCAGCAAAGGACAUUUGAAGCUGUUGUAAAAUUUUGUAGCAAAUAUGACAGCUAUAUACCAUUAGUAUUCAUGCUUGGCUUUUUUGUGGAAUCAGUAAUACAACGAUGGUGGGUAGCUAUUGAAAACAUAGGAAUAACCGACGACAUGGCAUUAACCAUUGCUAACUAUCUGCGCGGUGUUGACGAGAUGUCGAUACGUUACAAGCGAACUAUUGUAAGAUACAUGUGCUUAUUUCAAGUGCUUGUCUAUCGUACCGUCAGCAGUGCUGUCAGAGAGAAGUACCCAGAUUUUGAGAGUCUUGUUAGAAGUGGGUAUCUGCUACCGAACGAAAAAAAGAUGUUGUCUAUACAUGACCUCUGGAUUCCAAUUCAGUGGUCUUUGCAGUUGACUACAAAGGCUCGUGCUGAUGGUCUUAUAAAAUCUGAUUGCUAUUUAAGCCAUAUUUUUGACACUUGCGCAAACCUGAACACAACACUGCGAAUUGUUUGGCUUCAGUCUUGGAUUAAUAUUCCUCUUGCCUACACCCAGAUAGUAUUUAUUAUCGUUCGACUGUAUUUUGCAUUUGCUAUGGUCGGCGAACAAGUUCUAAUAACCGAUUCUGAAAAUGCUAGUUUAUUAAUGCGAUCAUUUUGCUGA
Messenger RNA from Enterobius vermicularis (human pinworm), 831 nucleotides. Lineage: Eukaryota; Metazoa; Nematoda; Chromadorea; Rhabditida; Oxyuridae. The record is from the annotation of a GenBank genome assembly.